Molecule: messenger RNA, 721 nt
Organism: Ricinus communis (castor bean)
Lineage: Eukaryota; Viridiplantae; Streptophyta; Magnoliopsida; Malpighiales; Euphorbiaceae
Exons: 2
Coding region: 238-525 (95 amino acids)
Source: RefSeq, a predicted model, not a curated record
CCUUUCCUUGCUUUAGUAAAUACUCGAGAGACAGACACCAUACCAAACCCCACCUCCUCCGCAAGCUAUAUUUUUAAUUUUUCAUACUCAUCAUCAAUUAUUACUACAAUAAUAACUUCACCUUUUUUUUUUUCUUCUUUUCCUUCUCUCUCUCUCUCUCUCUCUCUCUCUCUCUCUCUGUCUUUAUCCAUAACCCUCUAAAGAAAAAGAAAAACGAUUGAGGAGAAAAAGAAAAAAAUGCAGUCCAUGAUCAACCUCCAUGGAAGCUAUGGCCUACCUCUUUCUGUUUCUGGGAUCACCCAUCAUCUCACUCUCUCUAAAGAAAUGGUAGAUCAUGAUCGUAGAAGGGAAGCUAUAAAGAAGCAAAGAUCACAAGCUAGACAGGGUUUACAUGCAAAUCAGGAAUUGGCUAUUUCAAGGAACCUUGAAACAGUUCUUGAAAAUAUCCAAGAAGGUGAGGUAGAUGAAGAUUUAGCAAGUUUUUUGCAGGAUCUAUCAUUAUUUAAUACAGCAAAAGCUGCUUAGCUAGUUCUUUUAUUAUUUUUUUCUUUCCUUCUUUGAAAAAUAUCAAAUUGCUGUAUGCUUUUUGAAUUAAAUGAUUUUAUAUAUGAUGCUUUCGAUCCUAAUUAAAUUAAUUAGCUAAUUCUGUUUGAUGUAAUUUGCUAUACUAAAAAUUCUGUUUGGCUUGGUCUGGUAAUAUAUUCUUUUGAUGAUUUGUUUU